Molecule: messenger RNA, 1179 nt
Organism: Gossypium raimondii (Peruvian cotton)
Lineage: Eukaryota; Viridiplantae; Streptophyta; Magnoliopsida; Malvales; Malvaceae
Product: 33 kDa ribonucleoprotein, chloroplastic
Exons: 4
Coding region: 61-921 (286 amino acids)
Cellular component (GO): cytosol
Molecular function (GO): mRNA binding
Source: RefSeq, a predicted model, not a curated record
UUCCACCAUAAACGAAGCCUCAAAUCUUUGCUUUCGCUGUGAACCAGAGCUCAAAAAACAAUGGCCACUGUUGAAGCAAUAGCAGCACUCUCCUUUUCAUGUUACCCUUCUUCUUCUUCCUCUAAAUUCCUCUUAUAUGCCAAACCCAGUAGACUCUCUUCCUUAACUUCCCACAUUCCCAAGUCUACUCCUUUACUUUCCCACAAUAUCUCCAUCUCGCCAUUAAUCAGCACCCAAAAGAAAUUGAGUUUUCAACUCUGGUCUACACUGCAAGAGGUGAGCUUAGAAGCUGAAACAGAUAAAACCCAGAAAUCAAAUGUGAAAAGGAAGCUUUUUGUGUUGAAUUUGCCUUGGUCUUAUACGGUUGCUGAUAUCAAAGACCUCUUUGGCCAAUGUGGGACUGUUAAAGAUGUUGAGAUCAUAAAGCAAAAAGAUGGGAGAAGUAGGAACUUCGCAUUUGUGACAAUGGCUUCUGGUGAAGAAGCUCAGGCUGCUAUCGAUAAACUCGAUUCUCAUGAAGUGUCGGGGAGAAUUAUUAGGGUAGAGUUUUCAAGGAGACUGAAGAAACCUUCGCCGCCUUCUUCGGAGCCAAUCGUUCCUUCCCGUGAGACACGCCAUAAGCUUUAUGUCUCUAAUCUUGCUUGGAAAGCUAGGUCUACUCACCUCAGAGAAUUUUUCUCUGCCUUUAAUCCGGUUUCAGUUAGGGUUGUUUUUUCUAACCCGUCGGGACAGUCUGCUGGGUAUGGCUUUGUUUCCUUUGCCACAAUGGAGGAAGCUGAAGCUGCUGUUUCUACUCUAGAUGGGAAGGAAUUGAUGGACCGACCAAUACGUUUAAAAUUCAGUGAAAGGAAAGAUGAUGAAUCUGGAGGUGAAAAGAAAGAGGAAAAGGAUGAGCCUGAUGAUCAAAAUGAAGAGGCUUAGAUCAUCAUUGAGUUCACUUGGACCUCAUCUUUCCAUCAUUCUGAGAUUAGUGUACAAAAAUGAGACUUUAAGCUAGAAAGUUUUGUCACAUGCUUAUACAGGUGGUCUUUAAAUGUUUACAUUUUCUUUUUGUUUGUGUCUUGAUAAGUUUUCCUGUAACUUGUUAUCUAUAUUACAUGCAUUCAAUUCAUUUGGAUGGGAAUUAUGUUAUAUCUGUGGUGAUUAUUAAAAGGAUUAAUGUAAACUUUUGGUCCUGAA